Messenger RNA from Clavispora lusitaniae ATCC 42720, 453 nucleotides. RefSeq lists its product as uncharacterized. NCBI's taxonomy places the organism in Eukaryota, Fungi, Ascomycota, Pichiomycetes, Serinales, Metschnikowiaceae. The record is from RefSeq and is a predicted model, not a curated record.
AUGGAAAAGGGGCUGCAAAUAUCCCUUCCACGUGCCUUCCUGAUGGCUGCCAAAGUGAAGCGUGGUAUAAAAGGAGUCCGAGACUCGGCGGAUUUAGCAGAAACCCAACAAUCCGAUCAUGCUCGUAGGAGUUCGCGCACAAAACGACUCCGCACCGGAGAUGUUGACAGCUUAUUGCGGAGAUGUACCCCGGUAGUUACCUGCACGUACCACGCACCGGAAGUGAAAAUUUUGUUUCAGGUCAUUCACGGUGGCGUGGGCUGCGACACCAAAUCGCACGAGGGAGCACGUGCCACAAUACACCCGUACAUCGCAAUUCGACCCUUCCUCACACCCGUGCACCCCAUGAGACAAGAAAACCAACCUUAUACAUCCCACGUACUAGCAAAACACCCGUGCAUCCUCAACCAUCCGCACAAGCAAAAAAAACCUCUUCCAGCUCCAGCUAUCUGA